This is a messenger RNA of Coccidioides posadasii C735 delta SOWgp, 1796 nucleotides long. RefSeq lists its product as uncharacterized. The record is from RefSeq and is a predicted model, not a curated record. Gene Ontology annotation, biological process: proteolysis. Gene Ontology annotation, molecular function: peptidase activity. Lineage: Eukaryota; Fungi; Ascomycota; Eurotiomycetes; Onygenales; Onygenaceae.
AUCCUGUUGUCGGGCGCAUGCUUGCUCAAACAGUGCUUUUCUCCCACCCUCCACGCAAGAUAUCACAUUCACCAUCUGCAUCCAAAAAAAAUAUCAUUUCGCCAUCCAAUAUUAGCAACUAGCUUUCAGCGAAGAUCGUAUUACGGCAACAUCAGGGACGCAAACAUGGCACCCCAGCUUGAGCCAUACUUCAAAGAGGUUGAUAACCUCGCAGAGUCUUUUAUUGAUCGUUUGCGAAAAGCGGUUGCAAUUCCCUCAGUCUCUGCUCAAGAUGAGAGAAGAGGAGAUGUUGUCAAGAUGGCACAUUUUCUUGUUUCCGAGCUCGAAGCUCUCGGUGCCGAGGUAGAAUUGCGUCCCUUAGGAAAAGAGCACGGGAGGGAGCAUUUGGAACUCCCACCAGUGGUUCUAGCCCGCUAUGGGAAUGAUACGAGCAAGCGCACGGUUCUUGUCUACGGGCACUAUGAUGUGCAGCCUGCUGCGAAGGACGAUGGAUGGGGCACAGAUCCCUUCACCCUUACUGUCGACGACAAGGGAAGGAUGUAUGGGCGUGGAAGCACUGACGAUAAAGGCCCUGUGCUGGGCUGGAUCAAUGCUAUCGAAGCACACAAGAAAGCCGGCAUUGAAUUCCCUGUCAAUCUCCUUUGCUGCUUUGAAGGAAUGGAGGAAUACGGCUCCCUGGGGUUGGAAGCGUUUGUCAAGGCAGAAGGCAACAAGUAUUUCAAGGAUGCAGAUGCUGUGUGCAUAUCUGAUAACUAUUGGUUGGGAACCGAGAAACCAUGUUUGACUUAUGGGCUGCGAGGCUGUAACUACUAUUCUUUGUCGGUGUCUGGCCCAGGUCAGGACUUGCAUAGUGGAGUUUUCGGUGGAACGGCCCACGAACCUAUGGUCGAUCUCGUGACACUUCUAUCACGCCUUGUUGACCCGGAAGGGAAUAUUCUUAUCCCAGGAAUUGCGGACCUUGUCGCGCCUCUAUCAGAGAACGAGAAGGCGUUAUAUGAUUCCAUCAGUUAUUCAAUGGAUGAUUUCCAUGAGUCUUUGGGAAGCAAAACCUCGAUUUUCUCAACCAAGGAGCAAACCUUGAUGCGCCGAUGGAGAUUCCCUUCGCUCUCUAUCCAUGGAAUUGAGGGCGCAUAUUAUGGACCGGGCGCAAAAACCGUGAUUCCCGCUAAGGUUAACGGGAAGUUCUCUAUCCGAACAGUGCCUAACAUGCAGAGCGAGGAUGUGACCAGACUGGUUACAGAGUAUAUCAAUUCUGAAUUCGCGAAGUUGAAGAGCAAGAACACUGCUGAAGUGUCGCUCAUGCAUGACGGAAAAUGGUGGGUUGCCAGCCCCAACCAUUGGAACUUUGAAGCUGCUAGCAAAGCUGUCGAACAAGUAUUCGGAGUGGCACCAGAUAUGAUACGUGAGGGUGGAAGUAUCCCCAUCACUUUGACCUUCGAAGAGGCCACGGGCAAAAAUGUGCUAUUACUCCCCAUGGGUAGCUCCACCGAUGCUCCUCACUCCGCCAACGAAAAGCUCGACCGGCGUAAUUAUAUCGAGGGCACGAAGCUCUUGGGCGCAUAUCUCCACUACGUUGCUGAAGAGCCCAUGACAGCCUAACCAUGGAAAAUAGCCUAAGACCGGGUAGCUUUCUAGAACGGCACCUAAAUACACAUCAUGUAUAUUUUAGCUAAGGUCGGAUACUAAGCCUAGCCCCAGUGCGGGCCCAAAUCCAUUAUAACGUUGGGAUAUCUGCAGCAUAAUUAGUUUUCAACAGGUUUAAUGCUUAAAAAGAUUGGUCCAGACACCCAAGGUUG